AUGGAAACAGAAGAAGCGCUGCAUAAAUCAAGGCCCAACCCCAGCAGCUCUAUGAGCGCAUACCAGAGCAAUGGCGUGUCUUACCAUCCAUUGUCUAAUGGCGUCCCAUCUCCUCCUCAUUGCCGUUCAGAUUCACAUCCUGGACCUUUCAUGCCCACACUACCGCCUGGUUCGUGCCUCUUGUGCUACAAUCCCAACGUCGAUGUGAUGCUAGAGCCUUGUCAUCACCAAUUUCACGCUGGGUGUAUUGAACGCACACUGACUAAAGACAAGGUUUGUCCUACUUGCUGGAUGCCGAUUCAAGCGCCACGUCGCUUGAUACAACAGCAGUAUGCGGUACAAGUGGAAAAGAGCACUCAUCAAGACUCUGGGUAUAUCGUUGAUAGCAAGUCACAAGUGCUGGAUGGUCCUACUUCAAAUGCUGCUGGUGGAGGAACUCCAACUGGUAAUGUCACUACUAAACAACAGACAGCUGCAGCUAUGCGCAAAGGCAAGUGGACGGCUGAGGAGAGUGCCUACUGUGAUCGCUUGAUUGAAGAAUUUAAAAAAGGGAAUUUGCCUUUAGCUGAGGGUACAACACUACGCACCUUUUUGUCCAAACUUCUUAAUUGCGACCCGAUGCGUAUUUCAAAGAAGUAUACAGGCGACCAGUGCAUUGGCAAGAUUAUUUUUCGACGACGGGAUGACGACGUCUCGACGGACGAUAUGGAAAGUAUUCGCAAAGAACUUGCCGAGUUAGAAAAGACAUACUUAGAGCGAGAGCAGUAUAAUCAGCGACGACGUGAAAAACGACUUGAGUCAGAGCUUUCCAGAGAUAAGAAUCGUGUAGUAGCUGCUAGAUCUAUUGGAUACGCAGCAAGCGGAAAUCCAUCGGCUAUGACAUCGCCACAUUCGCAACACCAACAUCAACAAGGAUAUUUAAGCUCUUUGAUGACAAAACAGGAGCCUCGUUCGGUUUCAUUACAGCAACAGGUUAAUCCAGGGUAUGGUGUCUCUAGUCGACCUAAUGGCAUGCCUGUUCAGCCGCCACUUCAUCCGCCACAACAGCAAGGCCAUACACCUGUGUCUCCUCACGUAUAUAGUGGUGACCAAAUGCUCGGGCCUGUAAGUACGCAAACACAGAGCCAAGGCCAACAGAUGCCGUCAGCUCAUGUCCCGGAACACAAACCUUUACACUGCGCCACAAUCGAUGACAACUCGGGCGAUGUUUUUCCUCGCGUGUCGUCAAUUGACAGCUUCUCUUGUCUCUUCCCUCGAGUGGCAAGUCUUGAAAACUUUCAGCACACGGCGUCUUCCGGAUUUGGUUUUUUGCAUCCAAAUGCUUCGUACGCGAUGACAGAAAGUAUCAGCACGAUGAUUAACAGUGGAUUCGAUCCUCAUCAUACUGGACUGCCGAAACCGUUGUCUAUUAGCGAGGGUUUAAACGCGUAUUUCCCUCGAAUUCACUCACUAGAGCAAUUGUCCAAUCUAUUGCAGGAUCACGGUCCUAGCAGCCCUCGAGGAGCGCAGACCUCGCGGGAUUCAUCAGAUAAUAUUAACAAUAGGCAGCCUGAAGAACAUUCCGCUACAUCUGGCGUUCGGCGACGGCUCGGUGAGGUCAUUGUUAAGGAAGAGCAGCAAGAAGACCCAGAUACAGAUGGUCAAUCCACUUCUGAAAUUAACAAUACCAAUGACAGUAGUAUGUCGACGUCGACAAGCUCGGGAGCGACCAAGCGUCUCAGUCCUAGUCACAAUGUUGCAUCUUCCUUAAGCUCAGGUAAUCAAAUACAGGCUCCCAAACCUGUGCAUAAGAUGCCGCGUAGCUCUUCGGGGAUUUUUCCACGUGUGCCAUCGAUGGAUGCAAUGCCUCGUGUGCCUUCAACAGACAAGAUCCCUCGUGUCGCAUCGCUAGAUAAGCUCCCACGUAUUCCGUCAAUGGACAAGCUUCAUACACUGGGUAAUGGUGAGCAGCGCAUUCCGAGAGUGCCGUCUACCGACAAGAUAUCUCGUGUACCGAGUUCAGAUAUGCUGUCGCGGUUUGGCGCUGGCGACCUCAGCAGUUUCCCAUCAUUCUCCAACCUCAGCUCGUUAUCAUCUAGCACUUCGUAUGAAAAGUUGAGUUCUCUUAGUGGGUUUAAAUCCGGAUUCCCGCGAAAUUCUUCGAUUGAAGAUAUAUUAUCCCUGGUUGCGUCAUCUGAGUCAACAGGCUUGCCGCUAAAUGCGCUUGCAGCAGUAGCUGGCGAGGAGUCAUCGCACUAUGAACGGAAACGUCGAUUAGAAAACCCGCAGCAAGACACUUCGUUGACUGCAGAUCACAAAAAGAGUAAAUUGUCGGCGUGA
Molecule: messenger RNA, 2319 nt
Organism: Plasmopara halstedii
Lineage: Eukaryota; Oomycota; Peronosporomycetes; Peronosporales; Peronosporaceae
Exons: 1
Coding region: 1-2319 (772 amino acids)
Source: RefSeq, a predicted model, not a curated record